AUGCCGACCUCUGAGAGCUCUGUUCGGUACAUGUACGCGGAAUCAGAUCAGUAUCUGGACGCACACUCUUCGGGAUCGCAAAGCUCAGGCAACUCACCAUAUAACAUGGCUUCUCUCAUGGAUCCGAAUGUGUGUUCCGGAAUUUAUCAAGGUCUGGAGUCGGAGGAUGAGUCGUCGCAGCAACCGCCACAAGAACAAAAGCCCAAGAGGAAACGAGAGAACCGGUAUAAGAAUGCCCCUCCGUCUGUCCUAUCGCGUCGAAGAGCCCAAAACCGUGCUUCCCAGAGAGCUUAUCGCGAACGCAAGGACCAGAGGAUAAAAGACCUCGAGCAGAUGCUCAACGAGGCCAAACAACACAACAAUGCCCUUGGUCAGGCUUACGCUGCACUCCAGGCAGAAUAUGAGGCACUCAAAGCUUCUCAGUUCAAGGAUGUUGGCUAUACAACCGCCAGCAACCUGAGCUACCAACAUCCGCCGAUGCCAACGACAAGUACAGAAAUGAGCAGUACAGGCUUUGAUCUGGACUUGUACGCGUACCCUGAGCUGAGCGCCAACGGUGGAUAUCAUAUGUGA
Sordaria macrospora k-hell is the source of this 573-nucleotide messenger RNA. RefSeq lists its product as uncharacterized. Gene Ontology annotation, biological process: regulation of DNA-templated transcription. The record is from RefSeq and is a predicted model, not a curated record. Gene Ontology annotation, molecular function: DNA-binding transcription activator activity, RNA polymerase II-specific; transcription cis-regulatory region binding. Gene Ontology annotation, cellular component: RNA polymerase II transcription regulator complex. Lineage: Eukaryota; Fungi; Ascomycota; Sordariomycetes; Sordariales; Sordariaceae.